Puntigrus tetrazona (Sumatra barb) is the source of this 1280-nucleotide messenger RNA. RefSeq names its product cytochrome b-245 chaperone 1 homolog. Lineage: Eukaryota; Metazoa; Chordata; Actinopteri; Cypriniformes; Cyprinidae. Bases 163 to 765 code for a protein of 200 amino acids. The record is from RefSeq and is a predicted model, not a curated record. The transcript has 7 exons.
AACGUCAUUCGAAGGCGGGUUUUGUGUGUUGCAUGAUCUACACAUUUUAUUUCCUUAACCUGUUUUGCUUCAGUUUCUGCUGAAAAUUUCCAACGCUGACAUUGCAUAUAUUUUGAAAAUAAUCGCAUUUAAUUGUUUAAAAGAGGAACGCGACUUAUUAAGAUGGGGUAUAUGGUCGUAGAGAAACACACAUCUGAUCUUCUCCAUUUAAAGAGGUCUCCUGGGAUUAGGUCAUGGUCCCUGCUUGUUGGAAUUGCUUCGGUUGGACUGGCAGCAGCCUAUUACAGCGCCGACAGCAUAUUAUGGAAGAUGUUCUAUGUGACCGGCUGCUUUUUUGUGGCUCUACAGAACAUGGAGGAAUGGGAGGAGGCGGUGUUUGAUAAACCUAAAAAUGAGAUAGAACUGAAGACGUUUAGUCUCUAUACCAUGAUAUUGACUAUGUGGAAAAGAGGACACGAGAGGGUGGUGUUAGAUCUGAGGCACCUGCGGGACGUCAGUGUUCAGGAGGAGAGGGUGAGGUAUUUGGGGAAGGGUUACCUGUUAGUGCUGCGUCUGGCAACAGGCUUCUCUCACCCUCUUACACAAAGUGCCACGCUGGGCUCACGCAGUGAUGUUGAGGCACUUGCUGCACUACUGAAGCGCUUCUUGGGUCUUGAAGAAUUACAGCGACGUUUGGCAGAAGAUGAUUAUCCUGAUGACGACGACGAGAUUGAAGAUCUGGGAUUGGGCGAUAGCAGUGAUUCAAAAGAUGAAGAUGAACAUUAAAAAAAACCUCAGGGAUAGAUAGAAAAUGGUGGAGGACACUGUAUCAAGCCUUACAUAAAACAACUAAACAUUCCAGUCUUACAAACAUCCUGAUGACAAUCUCAAAGCAUUAUCUCUUAUCGUUGCAUUGCAGUUUUACUUGCAUCUUCAAAGAAGCAUUGCCCGAUGACAUUUAGUACUUUUGCAAGAUUUCUCUGUAUACUUUGCUACAUGUGUAAAUAGUUUGAGAGUUUGUGAAAUAACUGCAUGAUGAAUUUCCUUUCUUUGGUGGCCAUGUGCUCUGUUCCUCGGUGCAUGCUCACCCAGAUCACACUGUGCCUGCAUACACUGCAUGAGUGCAACUGAAACUCACGCUUGAAAAUGAGUUCAACACUUCUUGAAUGUUAAAACCCUUAGUGGUUUGUCAUUUUAAUUUUCUUUUUGUAAAUGUCAAAUAUUUUGUAUUCUGAAGCUGAAGGUUUUUUUGUUUUUACUUUUUAUAAACUUUAGCAUAAAAAAAAUAAUAUUAAACAAAA